UUAGUGGAAUUAUCAGCUUUAGGCCAGGCAGACAGCAUAAAACAGCAGAUAUUCAUUCCGUUAAGAAAUGGCCCCGGGAGAAUAACAUAACUAAGACUAUUCGAGAUAUCGGAGAGGUGUAAAGCAAUGAUAGGUUCGCAGGUAUAGACUACCCCGUAUUGUCACAGCCAAUUAUAUCCAAUGACACUAGUCGGCCUACGGAUGACGAGAGACUAGAAAGGGGGCUCUAAAGCUAUACUCGAACCCCCAUUCGCUCGCCCGAAAAAGCCGAUCGCUAUAGACUCUACCGAACUACCGGCGCGUCCUGACAAUGCUAACUCGACCCCGCGUCGUUCGUCUAAUUUAUAGGAGUGACUGUCUGCCGUGAUAGUUUAAUAAGAAAAUGUGAUUACCUAGGUAGUUAUAACAGUUAUAACUACCUAACUAGCGAAGAAACGACAAAGACUCGCUCGGCAUACGCAAAGCUCAAAUCCACAAAAAUGGCUACCCCUCCCCCACAUGGAAUAUACGUCCCCGUGCCGACCUUCUUCGUGAGCAAGAAGGCGGCCAACUACGACCCCGUCGCGGCACCGGUCGACGUUGCCACGCAGAUUACGCACUCGCUGUAUCUGGCGCGAUCGGGAAUCAGGGGAUUGGUGAUUCUGGGUAGUACGGGAGAAGCGAUACAUCUCACGAACAAGGAGCGCUUCGAGGUCUUGUCCGGUGUCAGGAAAGCGUUCGAGAACGAGGGCUUCAAGGACUACCCCAUCAUCGCCGGCACUGCGACGCAAAACGUCGAAGAGACGGUCGAGCAGCUGAAGGGCGCCGAGGAAGCCGGCGCGCAGUACGGUCUCACUCUGGUCCCGGGAUACUUCGCCGGAGCCAGCACGCAGGAGGGUAUCAUCAGGUGGUUUACUGCCGUGGCUGACCGGAGCCCUAUACCCAUCUUAAUAUACCACUACCCAGGCGUCUCAAACAACGUCAAGGUCGUCCCGGCUACGUUCGAAACCCUGUCUAAGCAUCCCAACAUUGUUGGCUGCAAGCUCUCGCACGGCGACGUAUCAUAUCACACGCAAAUCGCAUCCAACCCCUCCAUCGACCACUCCAAAUUCGCUACUUUCACGGGACUCGGUCAGCAAUUGCUCCCAGUCGUGACCAUUGGUGCCGCGGGUGCUAUCGACGGCUGUGCGGGAUUCUUCCCCAAGAGCGUGGUGCGCCUAUACGAUCUGUCGGUGAAGAGCCAACCCACGGACGACGAGGUCCGCCAGCGCCGCCUCCUGCAGUUCAAGAUCAGUGCUGUGGAGGAGCUGGUCGCCAAGUUUGGUACCGUUGGCAUCAAAGAAGCUAUUAGCAGGCUGCGCAAGCUAGGUGAUCCCGACGGCACGCGAUUGCCCUUGUUCGGCGGCAUCCCCGGUGGCGAUGCCGAGUGGGCUAAGUGGCAGACGCUGAUCGAUGCGCUGGAGGAGGAAGAGCUGAGGCUGUGAGUCCUGGUGUCAAAAGGUCCACUGGGGUAAUGGCCUGUUGGCAAUAAUCACGAAAAGUGGACGAUCGGGUCCGUUAACUAAGUACCUAAGGCUAGAUUGUUAAAAUAGCCAUUCAAAAUGUAAAUACCGUACCGUACCU
Molecule: messenger RNA, 1602 nt
Organism: Daldinia vernicosa
Lineage: Eukaryota; Fungi; Ascomycota; Sordariomycetes; Xylariales; Hypoxylaceae
Product: aldolase
Exons: 3
Coding region: 480-1463 (327 amino acids)
Molecular function (GO): 4-hydroxy-tetrahydrodipicolinate synthase activity
Source: RefSeq, a predicted model, not a curated record